CCUUGUAAAACAAAGCCGGGAAGAUGCCUGCCCGUGCAGCUCGGAGCGCGCAGCCCGUCUCUGAAUAAGAAGUGAGUACAAUGGCGUGUUUGUGAAAGGUUCGAGUCCGUCUCUUUCAAAAACAUUUCGAAUGCUGCAUGCCUCAUGCUUCCCAGCGCCUCGCCGGAGAGAGCCGGCUCUAGAGCAGGAGUGGCGGCACCUGACUUGCUGGAUCCAAAAUCUGCCGCUCAGAACUCCAAACCGAGGCUCUCGUUUUCCACGAAACCCGCCGUGCUUGCUUCUCGGGUGGAGAGCGACGCGACCAUUAAUGUUAUGAAAUGGAAGACGGUCUCCACGAUUUUCCUGGUGGUCGUGCUCUAUCUGAUCAUCGGAGCCACCGUGUUCAAAGCGCUGGAGCAGCCUCAUGAGAUUUCACAGAGGACCACCAUUGUGAUCCAGAAGCAAACCUUCAUUUCCCAGCACUCUUGUGUCAACUCGACUGAGCUGGACGAACUCAUCCAGCAAAUAGUGGCAGCAAUAAAUGCAGGGAUUAUACCGUUAGGAAACACCUCCAAUCAAAUCAGUCACUGGGACUUGGGAAGUUCCUUCUUCUUUGCUGGCACUGUUAUUACCACCAUAGGGUUUGGAAACAUCUCACCACGCACAGAAGGGGGAAAAAUAUUCUGUAUCAUCUAUGCCUUACUGGGAAUUCCCCUCUUUGGUUUUUUGUUGGCUGGAGUUGGAGACCAACUAGGGACCAUAUUUGGAAAAGGAAUUGCAAAAGUGGAAGAUACAUUUAUUAAGUGGAAUGUCAGUCAGACCAAGAUUCGCAUCAUCUCAACCAUCAUCUUUAUACUGUUCGGCUGCGUGCUCUUCGUGGCUCUGCCUGCGAUCAUAUUCAAGCACAUAGAAGGCUGGAGUGCCCUGGAUGCCAUUUACUUCGUGGUCAUCACUCUGACAACCAUCGGAUUUGGUGACUACGUGGCAGGUGGAUCAGAUAUUGAAUAUCUAGACUUCUACAAGCCGGUGGUGUGGUUUUGGAUCCUUGUAGGGCUGGCUUACUUUGCUGCGGUCCUGAGCAUGAUUGGAGACUGGCUCCGGGUGAUAUCGAAAAAGACCAAGGAAGAGGUGGGUGAGUUCCGAGCCCACGCUGCUGAGUGGACAGCCAACGUCACGGCCGAGUUCAAGGAAACCAGGCGGCGGCUGAGUGUGGAGAUCUAUGACAAGUUCCAACGUGCCACCUCCAUUAAGCGGAAGCUCUCCGCAGAACUGGCUGGGAACCACAACCAGGAGCUGACCCCUUGCAGGAGGACCCUGUCUGUGAACCACCUCGCCAGCGAGAGGGAUGUCUUGCCUCCCUUACUGAAAACUGAAAGUAUCUAUUUGAACGGAUUGACGCCACACUGUGCAGGGGAGGAAAUUGCUGUUAUUGAAAAUAUGAAAUAGCCCUCUCUUUGAAGAGCCUUAGGCUAGCCAUAGGUGAGGACUUCUAUAUAUGCUCUUUAAGACUGUUGCUGGUAGCAUUUUUUAAAUUGUGCAUGAACUCCAAAGGGGGGGGACAUAGAUACACCCAUCACGGUCACCUACCGCCAGGAUAAUUUGGCAUUCUGAGCCAGCACUGUUUUUCGAUACGCUUGUUGAACGGUCCACUUUCUUUGACCGGUGGAAUAAAACAAGCAAUGUCUGAUGCCUUUCGGUGCCCAGACUGUUUUUCUCCCUUUUUUCCUAACGUGCCAUAGGCUUCAGAACGAAUUAGAAUGGUUUCUGGUCAUCAUGUAGCUUCGAGGGAUCAGUCCUUGUUUUCAGGAUCUACCUAACUGAGCCUAGAUAUGGACCACUUCUGGAUGACAACAUUUCUUUUUGUAAAUGGCAAGAAAUUCUCAUGCAGCCUUUUACCUAAGAAAUUUUCUGUCAGUGCCUUAUCUUAGGAAGAAACAGAACCUCUCUAGCUAAUGUUGGUUUCUCCUUCCCUGCCCACCCCUAGGCUCACCGCAGUCCUUAUCCCACGACUCCCAUUUGAAAUCCAUACCUUGCUGGAAACUGUAAAAUGACUGAAGUGGUGAUGCUCAAAGAAGGAGUAGAUGCCAAAUUAGAUGGACAUCGAAGCAACACCCAGAAACCCUAGCGUAAAAGGCACUCCAGAGAAACGAGGUGCACAGAUGGCCCCUCGGAGUAUUUAUUUGUCUCAGGUACCAACGGUACAUAUAGACAGUGUGAUUCU
Molossus molossus (Pallas's mastiff bat) is the source of this 2200-nucleotide messenger RNA. It is a transcript of the gene KCNK2, whose product is annotated as potassium two pore domain channel subfamily K member 2. The record is from RefSeq and is a predicted model, not a curated record. Gene Ontology annotation, biological process: stabilization of membrane potential; potassium ion transmembrane transport. The transcript is spliced from 7 exons. Gene Ontology annotation, cellular component: membrane. Bases 145 to 1425 code for a protein of 426 amino acids. Gene Ontology annotation, molecular function: potassium ion leak channel activity; outward rectifier potassium channel activity. Lineage: Eukaryota; Metazoa; Chordata; Mammalia; Chiroptera; Molossidae.